GUCAUUUUUUUAAUAUAUUUUUCAAAAGGCACUGACAAUGAGAUAAGCCCUAUUUCAUUUUAUCGAUUGCGCGUUUAUUUUAAUUCACCUUAUUUUUUUAUUUUAUUUACCUCUAUCACAUCACCAAAAAGGAAUAAGCGAAAAUGUUUUUCGGCGGCAUUCGCUUCUUCAAGCCCCUGCGCUCAAAAUCACUUCUACGGCGUUGGAAGCAUGGAAGCAGCGUCCAAAUGGACAUAGUACAGAAGCGCAAGGCGCUAGCCCAGUUCAAGGACAAGACUGAAGUGACAAUAUUUGAUAGACAAGCCAAGCGCAACCAAUACAGCUGGGGCCCCUGGGUAGUCGGCGGCCAAAUGCUAAUGUGGCUCAAUUUUGCCGAUUUCUACUGGCGAUACUCAAUGGACAAGAACGAGGAGACCGGCGAGCUGGCCUUGUCACCCAAAUGGAAGCGCGCGUGCAUCUCUGCUGUUGCCAUUAUUGCCGGUGUGUCUAUUGGCGGCGGAAUCCUGCAUUACAUCAGCCGGUCGGUUGCUCGCAUGAGGGUGGUUAACAAUGGGCAGACAGUGCUUCUGGAUACAUACCGGAUUUCGGGACGCGGUACGCGCACGAGGGAGUACCCGAUUAGCGCAAUGUACUCAAGGGACACACUGGUGACGGGAAAGGGGCCCCAGGGUGUUACUCGCGAUGGCUCGCCGCAGUACAGCAUCUAUGCGCCCGGCAAUGCCUAUGCAUUCAUCAUGAAUCGCUCAGGCAACUUCAAGUCGCCAAAGACCUUUGACAUUUUGUUCCACCGUUCUAUUGUCAGGAAAUAAUUCGUGGUUUUUAUUAUUAUUAUUUAAAUAAUGGCUAU
Kickxella alabastrina is the source of this 847-nucleotide messenger RNA. RefSeq lists its product as uncharacterized. The record is from RefSeq and is a predicted model, not a curated record. Gene Ontology annotation, cellular component: mitochondrion. The transcript has a single exon. Bases 144 to 809 code for a protein of 221 amino acids. NCBI's taxonomy places the organism in Eukaryota, Fungi, Kickxellomycota, Kickxellomycetes, Kickxellales, Kickxellaceae.